AUGAUCUUUGCAUCCCUGCCGAAUUCUACAGCCUUCACCGGGAGCAGCUGGGGGAGGCCCCUCUGGGCAGGUGUAGCGGGAGUUCGUUUGUUGGCUUUGCCACUAUUGUUGGCGCCUCUGUCUUCUCCUCAGCAUUUACACAGCUGGACGAGAGGCAUCCCAAGCAGGAGGGGGCUCUCCUCAAGCGGCAGCAGCAGUUUUCUCCAAGCGGUCCGCGUUGGGCAGCGGGCCCAGCCAGCAGACUCGGUAGCAAAUACACCAUACCCGUUUCGGGAGGUGUCUUUGGCAUUUGGUACCACGCCUUUCAAUACCAGAGAGGUCUCACCGUCUCGACACAGUCGGCUUUCGGCAGCAGAAAGUUCAGCAGCAGCAGCAGUUCCUGUAGCAGCAGCAGUUCCUGUCGCAGCAGCAGUUCCUGUAGGAGCAGCGGCUCCAGCAGCAGAAACUGCAGCUGAAGUUGCUUCAGCAGUAGCAACGAUUGCAACAGGAGCAGAAGCAGAUCUGUAUCAAGGCGAACAACAGCAGCAACUCCAGCAGCAGCAUCACCACCACACACAGCAAGGAGGUGAUCCUGUUGAGCAUGAAAUGAAAGCCUUGGGCCGUUCUGUGCCGUCUGCUGUUCCUUCACCGGUGUCUGUACAUCCCUUUGGGGUCUGCAGGCCCGAGAAAGAGAAGCAGCGUCGCUCAUUUUUCAGUUAUUUCGUCGAUUGGCUUAGGGGCCCAAAGGGCAUGGGAGACCCCGAGACCAUCUCCGCCUUAGCGCGGAAAGUGCAUUGCUGGAACGUGCAGCGACAGCAGCAGCAGCAGCAGCAGCAGACGAAGCUGCUGAUUGCGAUGAGGCAUGCAGAGAGCACCUUCAAUGUAUGGCGGCGGGAGUCGUUCACUAAACUCCGAUUUCGAGAUAUGUUUAGGCGAGACUGGGGAGAAGAGGAUGUGCCGCUAUCACCAGAGGGCUUAGUGCAGUGUGCGACAGCUGCUGCUGAGCUGUCAAGUUUGUUAUGUGCUGUGAGGGAGUUGGAGGCAGAGGACAGAGCUCGUGCAUCGGCAGCAGCUGCUGCUGCCGCUGCGCCAGCAACAGCAGCACCGGAGACAGAAAAACAAUUGUUGCGUCCGUUCUGUGUUGAUGCAUUUCUCGUCUCGCCAUUGACACGAGCGCUGCAGACAGCCGCCAACACUUUUCAUUAUGCAGACCCCGGGUGGCAGUGUCCUGCUGUUGCUGCAAAUACUGCAGCAAAAGGUGCAGCAGCAGGUGCAGCAGCAGCAGCAGGAGACAUCAAUGUAAGGUGGUUGGUGAGCACUUUGUUGCGGGAGAAGAUAUCAACAAAAGGUGACGUCGGAAUUGAAAGAGAGAAGCUGCUUUCUCGUCUCUCUGAGCUAUACCGACAGGGGAAAGUGCUGAGUGGCUCUACCUUUGAUUUCAGUCUGUUGCCCCAGGGCAUGUGGUGGGUGCCACACACAGAAGAGCAGCUGCAGCAGCUGCUGGAGCAGCUGCAGCAAGAACUGCAGCUGCAGCAGCAGCGAGUGGUGCGCAGCAACAGCAGUAGCUGUUUGGACUCUGCUGCAACUCCUGCUGCUGCUGGUUGCGCCUCGGACACAGCGAGCACCGCUGCAUCGGAGGGGGGCGCUAUGGGGGAGUUGAACGAAUUGGUGUUGAGUUUAGGAAAUGUCUCUAAGCCUAGGGGAAUGAGUGCAGCAGAAGCAACAGUAAGAAAGGUCUUUGAACACCGAGAAAAAACAGCACAAGAGCCACUGGCAUUGGAGCGGCGGUUGCAGCUGUGGCGCCUGGAGAGUGCAAAUUUGCCUUUGUACAGAACUGUGCCCAGAGAAAGCAAUGAAGCCGUAGCACUAAGAGCGAAAAUACUCCUCUCGCUCCUCUGCAAAGCAGAAGGAAUGCAUGCAGCUUUCCUGGUUACCCACUCCCUCUUCCUGAAGGCUCUAACAGGUGGAUCAUCGAAAUUCAGAAACGCCGAAUUUCGGUUAUUUUCGCUCAUUUGCGAUGAAAACCCGAGGCUGGUGCCACUAUAA
Molecule: messenger RNA, 2025 nt
Organism: Eimeria acervulina
Lineage: Eukaryota; Apicomplexa; Conoidasida; Eucoccidiorida; Eimeriidae
Exons: 2
Coding region: 1-2025 (674 amino acids)
Cellular component (GO): cytoplasm
Molecular function (GO): phosphatase activity
Source: RefSeq, a predicted model, not a curated record